AUGGAUAACGAGCAGUCCGAUGACGACAAAGCCCUCCUGGCCCGAUUGAACGCCAUCAAACCCUCCACUGCUUCUUCGCUCUCAGGCGUUAGGUCGCUACCACCACUGCAAUCGGAGUCUGAGGAUACACCUGAAGAUCUGAUUGUCCGCUUUCAAAAAAUCCAUGGUCGUGAAGUCAACUAUAAUGGUACGAGUUUCAAGAGCGAGGAUUCUCCAAAGAAUGAUCGGCCCACGUCUCCAACGAUUGAAGAGCUAUUAGCUGAGCUUGGACCUGAGGAACAGUUUCAAAUCGAUGAGACCGAAAUGAGAGAGGCACGGGGACUACUUGAUGAAGCAAAAGCUGUUCUCCCGGCCCAAGGGGCUUCUACAGCUCCUAGCGCCGAGAUUCAAGUCUCUACGGGCAGGCCUGAUCCUACUGAGGAGCGUUCAAACGAGGAUGAAGAAGCAGCUUCCGCACUACAAAGAAUCUUGGACGAGUCUGAACGUGAUGUGGACGAGCACACAUCGCUCUCUCAGGUGACGCAGCAGGAAGAGAGGCCACCCCCAGAGCCUACCGCAGUAGACUCUUUCGCAGCCCUACAGUUCCCUACUGUGCCUCCAGACAACACUCUCGGUGACCUCAAUUUGCCUUCAGUUCCUACCAACGCACCUGGAGCCACAAGCAAAGUAAGACCGGCCGCUGCCACAGAAGAAGAGAUAGAGAGCUGGUGCAUCAUCUGUUGCGCAAAUGCGACAGUCCAAUGCUUCGGUACUACUAUCGCACCCCUAAGCGGCAAGCGAGCAGAGUUCAUCCGCUUUGAACAGUGA
This is a messenger RNA of Bacidia gigantensis, 807 nucleotides long. RefSeq lists its product as uncharacterized. The record is from RefSeq and is a predicted model, not a curated record. Lineage: Eukaryota; Fungi; Ascomycota; Lecanoromycetes; Lecanorales; Ramalinaceae. The coding region runs from base 1 to 807 and encodes 268 amino acids. The transcript has 2 exons.